AGAGUGGACAUAUAAAUUCGUCGGGUGCCAUUGGGUGGCAUGACACUAUGAUUCGGUUUUGCAUAUGCUCUCACUUGAUUUUGUUCCGGCAUUUCCAUCAUCGGUGGAUGUAGAGUCUGCAAGGAGAUUUUCAACAUGGGGGACAACGAUUACAGAGAAAGGCAAGGAUCAGAUCAUAGUAAUGACUUUAAGUCAAGCAAAGCCAAGUGGAAAUUCGUGUGUGUGUUAAUCGUGCUGCAAACCAGGCUCCUGUACACCUGCGCUGCCAAGAUUUACAGUGACCCCAACUACUCGUUCGUGCUGAAUGCCACGGAAGCGCCACUCCUGGGCCGCAACUACGAUUACAUUAUAGUCGGAGGAGGAACAGCAGGAUGCCCCUUGGCGGCGACUCUUUCACAGAACUUCUCGGUGCUGCUCUUGGAACGAGGAGGCCAGCCAUACCAAAAUGACCUUGUGGAGAAUCUCGUAGGCUUCUAUCCAAAUUUGCAGCUCGACACUAGCACCUCCGCGUCGCAGUCAUUCACCUCUGAAGAUGGAGUACCUAACCAGCGUGCUCGUGUCCUCGGAGGCGGUAGUGCCGUCAAUGCCGGCUUCUUUACGUUUGCGGAUCCUCAAUUUGUUGCCGAGAUGAACUGGGAUGUCAUCCUAGUAAACGAAUCGUUUACAUGGGUUGCGGAUGAAGUUGCGCAAAUUCCAACUAUACAAGUUUUCCAAAGCGCUGCAAGAGACGCAUUGCUUGAGGCUGGCGUGACCCCCUUCAACGGCGAGACAUAUGAUCACUUGAUCGGCACAAAGGUUGGAGGAUCCCUAUUCGACAGCAAUGACCGCCGCCACACUGCUGCUGACCUUCUCACCUAUGCCAACCCCGAUAAUCUCGAUGUCUACAUUUGGGCCAGCGCUCAACGGCUGGUCUUCGCAACUGGAGUGGGACCGAACGGCGAUAGGCAACCGAGGGCAAUUGGCGUGGAGUACACAGAUUUGGAAGGCUACAGCCACACAGUUCUACUGAAUGACAAUCCUGGCAGCGAGGUGAUCCUCACAGCAGGUGCAUUAGGUAGCCCAGUGCUGCUCAUGCUGAGCGGCAUAGGCCCAGCCGAUCACCUCGCCGACUUUAACAUUGCCGCCAUCCUUGACAACCCCGCUGUCGGGUCGCGCAUGGCGGACAAUCCUACGAACUCCAUGUGGGUACUCACCAACCAGGAGGUGGAAGUCACACUGAUCCAGGUAGUGGGGAUCACAAGCUGGGGGAGCUACAUCGAAAUCUCGAGUGGCCAAUCGGAGGCUCUAAUCGGAGCAUUCGAAAGCACCCCUCUGUCCACCACAUCAAGCAGGAGCAACAAGCUCAACAAUAGCACCGUCACUGCAACUUCCUUGCAAGACACAAUUACUGCCGCCAUUCGCGAGGUACCGGAGCAGUUUCGAUAUCAAGCAGUGUGGGGUGGCACCAUCCUGCAGAAAAUCUGGGGGCCUUUGUCGAGGGGGCUGCUUCGACUCUCGAGCUUGAACGCUGUUGACAAUCCCCGUGUCUGGUUUAACUACUUCCAGGAGCAGGUCGACUUGGCCAUAUGUGAGCAGGGCAUCCGUGCGGUGCUAGAUACGUUAGCAUCGCCCUCUCUGGCUAGGCUGCAGUAUACGAACGAUACCAUUCCUUUCAUCCUGCAGCCUGUGAACGACGCCGUGGUAGGUGCUCGGCCGCAGCGGGACCUAUCAAAUUCCACCCAGGACACGAUCAACAUUCGGCAGUGGUGCAUGGAUAGCGUCAUGACGAUUUGGCAUUACCACGGCGGGUGCGUAGUUGACGACGUGGUCCGGCGGGACUACCGCGUCAUAGGGACGCAGUCGCUGCGUGUGAUAGAUGGGUCCACGUUCGCACGAUCACCCGGGGCGAAUCCUCAAGCCACUGUGAUGAUGUUGGGAAGGUACAUGGGGGUACAAAUUCUUCGCGAGAGGCUUGGCUCUGAAGCCGGGGUUUAAUUCCACUACUAUUGUGGAGUACCCCACAACGCAUCAGAGUAUGAGGUUUAGCCUUCCCGGGAACACCAAGCGUCAAGUAAUGCGGGCUCCACAAGUCAGGAUGAAUCAGUUGAAUGUGAGUUCGAUCAACACCCAGAUCUGACCACAUAUUAUGUAAAAAACAUGUCGUUGGUGAACACAAUGCACAAUGCGUCAGAUCCUUGGGUAUUCAACCAUUGAGGCCCAUGGGUGUGACUACAAUUUCACCUUCGAGGGUAGCAAGUUUUUGAAGUAUUUCCCCCACUUAAGUUUCAGGAGAGGUAACUAGAUAUUUGUAAUCAUCUCCAUUAUGGAAAUGAAUUCAUCCCUCGGGUUGCGUUACUGGAGUUGCUAAAUCUAGUGAUUUCCGGAGUAUUCAUGCACUAUUUCAGCAUCAACUCAGUCACUAACUUUCAUACAGAAGUGCACAAUGAACUUCUGAACAAAGACUAACACCUACACACUUCGAGGAUUAGGCAUGUGAAUAGUGAUCCAAAAGCAAAACCCAUCACCAGACCCCAUUGGGGAAAAUGCAAAAGCCAACACGACGACGUAAUUAGCCACGACGUCAAUCGUGAUGCUCUCCUAAAACUAGACUUCCUGCUAUGGGCACUAGCACACUGGAACAUACGAGAUAUAGGUGCAUCAUCUGGAAGACCACUAGGACAUGCGAAAAUUCUUCGUUCGCAGCCGCUGAUUACUCGAUUGCCGGAGUCAAGGCAUGGAUAUGGCCUGACCGGGUCCUAUGCGGCCCCAACCAACCCAUAAGAACUAAUCCUUAGGAUCCAGAUUCUGCGACGAAAACAUAAACAAAGCUGGGCUAUGGAGCAGUGGCCGAUAAGAGUUGACUUCAUAGUAUCAAUUUUUCUAUCAGAAGCAGAAUCAGUCUGCAAGAUUCGUAUCCUUCUCACACUUGUGAAGCUCGCUUAGAAAAUUGUUCUCCUUAUCUUCUGCAUGCCCUCCAAAAAUUGCUCAGCAUAUUGUGGACAUUAAGAAGGAACUGAGACGGAUUGUAGUACAGUGUGUGCAACUAAUAAUAAAUUGCUCAAAUGUUCACGGUGUUGAGCUUUGUGUACUGUUCUAUA
Molecule: messenger RNA, 3077 nt
Organism: Physcomitrium patens
Lineage: Eukaryota; Viridiplantae; Streptophyta; Bryopsida; Funariales; Funariaceae
Product: protein HOTHEAD
Molecular function (GO): oxidoreductase activity, acting on CH-OH group of donors; flavin adenine dinucleotide binding
Source: RefSeq, a predicted model, not a curated record